CGCGGUGGGGGCGUUGCGUGCUAACAGCUGCCGCUGCUGCGUUUCCGCAUAAUUCCAACGUUCUGGUCGGUCCCAGUCAGGUGCAAACCACUCCCCAGCCCGACGGAAUCCUUAGGAGCCUUGGGAACCCCCUUUGCUUUUCAAUUGCGCCAGCGAUGCCGCAAAUCGGCCCCCUCGUCGUCGCCUACUGGCAGCUAGCGGCUGUCGUCGCCUUGGCCUAUGUGGCGCGCUUGUAUGGCCAGUACCACCGUCUGAGACAGUUCAAGGGCCCUGCGACGACCGGCUUUUCCGCCUGGUGGAUGAUUCUGGCUGUGAAGGGGAAGAAGGCACAUUUGGCGUAUUCGGGCGUCAAUGAGAAGUAUGGCGCCCUCGCCCGUAUCGGCCCCAACGACCUCCUCACCAGCUCCCCCGAGCUUCUCUGGCGCAUGAGCAGCGUGCGAUCCACCUAUACGAAAGGCGACUGGUACAAUGGCUCUAGGAUCCAGCCAGGACGUGAUAAUGUCUUUAGUGGGAUCGAUGAGGACCGUCAUACGAGUCGGCGGGCGCAGUUGGCUCCAGCUUACUCCGGCAAAGACAUCCCCUCCCUCGAAACCGAAAUCGACGACCAAAUCCACAAACUGCUCCACCUAAUCCGGACCUCAUACGUCUCCACCCCGGGCCACUUCCGCCCCAUGGACCUGGCCCGCAAAGCCCAAUUCUUCACUCUCGAUGUCAUCACCAAGAUUGCGUUCGGCGAAGCCUUUGGCGAUCUGGAGAACGAUAAGGAUAUGUAUGAGUACAUCAAGAGCACCGAGGACAUGUUGGAAGUGAUCAUCAUGGCCGCUACGAUGCCGCUUAUGAAGAGCAUGUUCACGGUCGAGUGGAUCGGGAACCUGAUGUUCCCGAGUGACAAAGAUGGGGUUGGGAUUGGGAAGUUGAUUGGUAUUGCGAAGGACCUCAUCUCCCGCCGCUUCGGCCCCAAGCCCAUCCACCGCCAAGACAUGCUCGACUCCUUCAUGCGCCACGGCCUCAAACAGGAAGAACUCGUCUCCGAGUCCCUAAUCCAGAUCCUCGCGGGCUCCGACACCUCCGCCACCACCAUUCGCGCGACCAUGCUCUAUCUCAUGUCCCACCCACGCGUCUACCGCAAGCUCCAAGACGAGAUCGACGCGGCGGUCAAGGCCCGAAAAUCGCCCCAGUCCAUCAUCACCGCCGCCGAAGCCGCCGAGCUGCCCUACCUGCAAGCCGUGAUCAAGGAGGGCAUGCGCAUCUGGCCCGCGGUCACGGGCCUGCUAACAAAAGUGACGCCGCCGGAGGGCGACACGGUCGAGAUCGACGGCGAGACGGUGUAUAUCCCAGGUAACACGAAAAUCGGAUAUGACGCGUGGGGUGUGCACCACAACACAGCAGUGUUCGGCGAGGACGCGAACGUGUUCCGCCCGGAGCGGUGGCUGGAGAAGGAGGGGGAGGAGCUGGGCAGGAUGCAGCGGACUGCGGAGCUGAUCUGGGGGUGGGGGAAGUAUCAGUGUCUAGGCAAGCCGAUUGCGACGAUUGAGUUGAAUAAGGUGUUCUUUGAGCUUCUCCGCAACUUUGACUUCUCGGUCGUGGAUCCGACGAGGCCGUGGAAGAGCGCGAAUGUGGGGCUGUGGAUGCAGUCAGAGUUGUGGGUUGAGGUCACGGAGCGGAAGCCGUCCUAGAGGCAAGGUGAGUGCUGGGAGGUGGCAUUGUAGAUGUGAGCGUUCUUAACGGUCAAUGAGGUAUCGUUGAGCGAGUAGAUAUGAGUGUUUUCUUUGACCCAGAUCCAUGGUAACGUCACGUAAUGCCCCACCUAAUUCAUCUCUUGAUUU
This is a messenger RNA of Mytilinidion resinicola, 1826 nucleotides long. Its product is annotated as pisatin demethylase. Gene Ontology annotation, molecular function: iron ion binding; heme binding; monooxygenase activity. The record is from RefSeq and is a predicted model, not a curated record. The transcript is spliced from 5 exons. NCBI's taxonomy places the organism in Eukaryota, Fungi, Ascomycota, Dothideomycetes, Mytilinidiales, Mytilinidiaceae. Bases 156 to 1676 code for a protein of 506 amino acids.